Telopea speciosissima is the source of this 731-nucleotide messenger RNA. Its product is annotated as 30S ribosomal protein S6-like. The coding region runs from base 57 to 518 and encodes 153 amino acids. Gene Ontology annotation, biological process: translation. Gene Ontology annotation, cellular component: ribosome. The transcript has 2 exons. The record is from RefSeq and is a predicted model, not a curated record. Lineage: Eukaryota; Viridiplantae; Streptophyta; Magnoliopsida; Proteales; Proteaceae. Gene Ontology annotation, molecular function: small ribosomal subunit rRNA binding; structural constituent of ribosome.
ACCCUUCCCCUCCAGGUGAGAAGACAAUUCAACAUAGGAAAUAGAAACUGAGAAAAAUGCCGCUUUAUGAUUGUAUGCUGUUGUUGAAGCCCCAUGUUAAGAAGGAGGCUCUGAUGGAGUUGGUUGCUCGGGUUGGAGGACAUGUUCACAGAAGUAAUGGUGUUCUUUCCGAUAUAAAAUCUUUUGGUACUGUUCAGUUGGGUUAUGGUAUUAGAAAACUUGAUGGGAGACAUUACCAGGGUCAGCUGAUGCAGAUGACAAUGAUGGUUACGCCAAACUUCAACAAGGAGCUACAGUACCUGAAUAAGGAGGACCGGCUACUACGAUGGCUUCUAGUCAAGCACAGGGACAUAAAAUAUGGGCUGGAAUUUGUGGUUGAGAAUGAUAGAAAGGGCGAGCUGAACAAGUUUCCCAAGAGCAGAAUAUAUGAUGAUGAAGACAUUGAUGAUGAUGACGAUGAUGAUGAUGAUGAUGAUGAGGAAUAUGAGGAGCAUGAAGAGGAGGCCAAGGAAAACUGAACUGUGAAUUGAAACUAUUUGAUUUUGAUCUUGCUUAGAUUCUUAAUGAUUUUAUCUGUUUCAAAGUUCCUUCAAUGUCUUUUUGAGUUCUGAAUCUUCUUUAGCUUUGAAGUUGUGUUUGCUUGUUCUUGGUUGUGUUGUAAAUGCAUGAUUAGCGUAAUCUGUAUGGGUUUGACAGGGUUAAUUUUGUUAAUCUUUGAAAGCUUGGAUUUU